Aricia agestis (brown argus) is the source of this 1739-nucleotide messenger RNA. RefSeq lists its product as uncharacterized. Lineage: Eukaryota; Metazoa; Arthropoda; Insecta; Lepidoptera; Lycaenidae. The record is from RefSeq and is a predicted model, not a curated record. Gene Ontology annotation, molecular function: DNA binding. Gene Ontology annotation, biological process: regulation of transcription by RNA polymerase II. The transcript has 2 exons. Gene Ontology annotation, cellular component: transcription regulator complex; nucleus. Bases 261 to 1499 code for a protein of 412 amino acids.
CCACGCCUCUGGUGCAAACCAACCUAAAGUUCAUCAGGGCGCGGCGUCGCCAACAAUAAUUUGUAUGAUAUUUCGUUCACUGUCUACACCCCUUAAAUAAUUGGACACCAAUCGUAUCAGAACCGCGAUUACCUUCCGAUUACCCACAAUUAAAAAGUUGUCCAACUAUCGGCCAACUGCUUGUUACCACGGGUAUCAUAUUAUGCAAACCCGCCGACCGCCGCAGACUUUUCAACUUAGUUGGUUAGUCGCACUUCAACAUGCAGGGAGAAGAGACGCACGCGCAUGAUUUCCCCACGCACGCCGCCGCCGCAGCCGCCGCCGCUCCGGCCGUCCGAUCACUUAUAGCAAAUGAAAACGUAGAAGAACUCAUUGAUGAGGUGGAGAAAAGGCCGGCAUUGUACAAGAAAGACUUGAAACAUUAUUCUGACAUUAACGUUAAGGAAAAACUCUGGGAAGAAGUAUGUGCAAUUGUAAUACAUAAUUGGUCAGAACUCAAUGCAUAUGAAAAACGAGAAAAGGGUCGCAGUGUUAAAAAGAAAUGGAAUAACUUGCGGACCUGCUUUGCUAGAGAAUUAAAAGCCCAAAAGUCAAUAAAAUCUGGGCAAGUAGCUUCGAAACGGCGACCAUAUGUUUACUUCGAGCGCAUGCUGUUUCUGGUACCUUGCAUGGAAUCACGACCGGCUGAAGGCAGUAUUGAAACUAGUGAAUCAAACCAAAAUUAUACUGAUUUGUCAGAGGAAGCCCAUCCGCAUCGGCAACGUAAACGGAAAGCUAAACAAGGCGAAUUUGAUGAACAGUUAUUAAAUGCCCAUCAUUCUAAAGAACAUAUAUUAAAUGCUCGUCAUUCUAAAGAACAGUUAUUAAAUGCCCGUCAUUCUAAAGAACAGUUAUUAAAUGCCCGUCAUUCUAAAGAACAGUUAUUAAAUGCCCAUCAUUCUAAAGAACAGUUAUUAAAUGCCCAUCAUUCUAAAGAACAGUUAUUAAAUGCCCAUCAUUCUAAAGAACAGUUAUUAAAUGCCCAUAAUUGUAAAGAAGAUGCUGAUACCAAUUAUUGUCUAUCUUUGGUUCCUUUUAUGAAAGAGCUGACUGCCGACGAGAAGUUAGAAGUUAGAAUACAUAUUUUAAAAAUGUUCCAAGACAUAAAGAAAAAAAGACAGCUUCAAAAUAUCUCAUUUAUUCAACCCGAUACUUCACAAUCACAGGUUACUAGGCGGGCUACUCCAUCAACCUCCGUUCGGAUUAUUUCUGAUCAAAUUAUUAAAUCCAAGCACAGUCGUCGUCGUCCGAGCAGACCAUUACAUACUACAAAUCAGACUUUUACAUCACAGCCUCUGACAGCCUCGCUAGUGUCGCAACAACAGUAUAAUAUCGCAGAGCCCUAUCCACUUACAAGCCCGUCUUCGGAAAGUCAGACGCCUCCACCACAAUAUGAUAGUGACAUUAUUCCAUACUGGCCAAAUUACUCGGAGUCGGAUUCAGAGCUGAUUGAUUUGUAAACAAAUAAUAUUCAUAAGGCAAAAGGAAAAGAGGAAGACCGCUGAAAAGGUGGGACGAUGACAUCAAGCGAGUAGCAGGCGUGACCUGAAACACAGCUCAAAAUAGGAUAGAACGGAAACGGUUGGAGGAGGCCUUUGCCGACUGGCAAACGGAUCUGCAAAAAAUAAGUAAGAAAGAGAUUCUAGGUUAGAACAUAAUUAUUUAAGUUAAAUUAUUAACUUUGUAAAAUGUAGAAUAAG